AUGCUCACCCCGUACUUCGCCCUCUCCCUCGCCCUCCUCUCCACCCUCGCAGGGGCUGCGCCCUCCCUCAACUACCCCCCAGCAGAACAGCUUCCCCCCGUAGCCCGCGUCGGGUCCACAUUCGCUUUCGACCUGCUACCCAACACCUUCAACUCCUCGUCCACCAUCACCUACACCACGUCCACCCUCCCCACAUGGCUCUCAUGGGACUCCCCCACCCUCUCGUUCUACGGCACACCCGCUCUGAGUGACGAGGGAGAGACGCCGGUGCAAAUCACCGCCACCGAUGACACGGGCUCGACGCGUUCAAAUUUCACGCUGAUCGUCACCAAUUAUACGUCCCCUGCUGUGCACGAGUCUUUCUUCGCCCAGACUGCUGCGCCCAGCCUCCACGACAUUGCUUCUGCCAGCAUCUUGCCCAAUGGUACGGGUGUGUCCAUCCCGCCCUGGUGGUCAUUCUCCCUGGGCUUUCAAUGGGACACGUUCAGGCUGUCCGAGGAGAACAAUAAUGGCAGACUGUACAAUGCCGCGCAUGCCGAAGGUUUCGUCGGUCUCCCUUCGUGGCUCAACUUUGACAACAAUACCUUUACCUUUACCGGUGUCUCCCCGGGCGAAGGCAGCUACACCAUCGUCGCGACUGGCACCGAUUUCUGGGGCUACACCGGCGCGCAGACCAGCUUUGUGAUUGAAAUUGGAGAAGGCCAGAGCAUUGAGAUGGCGAGGGAUUUCAACUUCUCCAGCAUCUCGACUAUUGCCAAGGGCAAGGUGGACUACGAUGUGGAUUUGAGCGGGGUGCUGGUGGGAGGCAGUGCGGCGGAAGAGAGUGACUUGAAUGUGACUUUGGCGAGUGAAGACUUUUCAUGGCUGUCCUAUGACAGUUCCAAGAACGUUCUCUCCGGCACGGUCCCCGACUCUUACCAGAACGGUACCUCCUCUUCCCUCUCCAUCCCCUUGACCAUCGCUUCGACCAACACCUCCAGCACCUUGACCCUCUCCACUUGGCUUGCUCUCGAUAUCACCCCCUACUUUUUCUCCACCUACUCCCUUCCCAAUGCCACCGUCUCCCCUUCCUCCCAGUACUCUCUCGACCUCUCGCAGUACCUAACAAACUCUACUGCUCAAGUCAACGCGACUGUCACCCCGAACGACGCGGCGAGUUGGUUGACGUAUUUCACGGAGAACAAGACUUUGAUUGGGACUGCACCGGAGAGCCCGAAAUACAAUCAGGUAGCGGUGGUCUUUGAGGCGGUAGUCGGCGCUCUUACGGCGACGACGACGCUGGAUAUUGGCAUCACUGGAGUCUCCGACACGUCCGGGAGUACCGGUACAGCUUCUGUGCCGAGCAAUACCAGUUCGAGUGCAGCGGCCCACCACGGUCUAUCUACAGGCGCGAAAAUCGCUCUUGGCGUAGUGUUUGGUCUACUUGGUCUCAUUCUCCUGCUUGUCCUCCUCUGGUUCCUCUGCUGCCGCCGCAGAAAGGACAAGAAGGAUGAUGACGAGUCGGAUGAAAAGCGUCCUCGAGCAUCUGCCGGUCCCGACCUUGGUGACCCCUUCCGUCGUAGCGUAGGCCUCGAACCUGUCAGGAGUGUCAAUGAUACUACCCUCGGCUACUCUGACACCACUGCCUACACUGCUCGCUCUCCUGCUUCCAUGAGCAGCAAUGCUACCGCUGUCGAAAAGCCUCACAGGCUUGACGGCAUGAAGGGUAUCAUCACCUGGGACGAAACUGGGGAAGAACAUCUCGAGUACAACCCCGACUUUUCAAGAGACUUUGUCGGAUACCCAGAUGUCAUUGCCACACAAGACCCCGUCGAUGCCAACAUGAGUGAUUACACUCGGUCUUUCAUGUCGGCGAGCUCCAGAGCGAGCUGGCAGAGCAAGUCGAGUUUCAAUUGGUCUUCUGGUGACGGCUCUGGAGAAGGCGCCAGGCCUUUCAGCUCGGAGGGUCAAGAUUUGGAGAGGGCGGCGGCGGCGGGAGGUAUUGUAGGACUGGGAAUGAACAGGAUGUCGACGGCGGAAAGUAUUCCCCGACCCCGACCCGAUUUCACUCCUCGAUACCCUCGACACCAGUCUCCCGCAGUCCUCGCUCGGUUGACGGGAGAAGACUCUCUCAGCUCCCACGACUCUUUCAGCGAAUUCCACUCUUCCUACGAAGGUGCUCACGACUCUUAUCAAAGUCGCUCGGCAUUCGACACUGGCUCCAACUUUGACGAGACAAUGUCAAACGCCGGCACCAACUCUAUGAUGGGCACCGGUUCCGUCUUCCAGAGCCGAUCUCAGCAGAUGAACUCUUCUGGUGUGGAUUCUAUGGGGUUUAGAAGGAGCGGGCUGAGUCAGAUUGGGGAGAGCUCGGAUUUCAAGACGAGUGACACGGAUGGGACGGAUGGGGAGGGUGAAGAGGCUGCCGUGCUCGCCACUGCUCGACGCACUAGCGUUGAUCCCCGGGGCGACAGCCCCAGGGUGAUCCAGACUGACCGAGCUGCCCGAGACGCGCACACGACUAGCGGCAUGUUUGAUGACGCCGACUCUCGUCCGUCUACCAUGUACGACCCCAGCUCCAACGCUGGCCUUGGAUACCCCAACUCUGUCAUCUACUUUGGCUCCCCUCAACCCGACGUUGCCGAAGCCGGCGAUGAGGCUUAUACCUCUCAGCGAGCGAGCGGCGCUCCCAGCGAGUCCACCGCAAGGGCGAGUACCAUCAGGGCUGUCCCUUUUAGAGAUAGCAACCCCAUCUCGCCUUCUCUUCCUCAGCCGGGAUCGUUCAUCCGACACCGUCGCACCAACACUGCCGGCUCUGGCUUUGGCUCACAAAGCUCGUCCCGCGUCGUCUCUGGGGCUUCAGCCUCAGGGGCCAACGACGGCCGCGUGUAUGCCACGUCCAACGAGACCUUUUCUAUUCACCCUGCCAUCCACCCACCUCCAACCGUUCAGCUGUCUGCGGCUACUUGGUCUUCCAACCCUCCAUCCACCUAUCGUGCUGAAUUAGAGGGUGGGGGCAGUCUGCCAGGGUGGUUGCACUUUGAUGCUAGAGAGUUGGAACUUUGGGGUGUUCCUCCACAGAGAGUGGUCGGGCAGCAAUGGGUCAUUAGAAUAUUGGAGAAGCUGCCGAGAGAUCCGAGAAGGGCCGAUCCGUCGAGCUUUGGCUAUGAGCCGGCGCAGGAAAGGGAAGUGGGUAGGGUGAUGGUUGAGGUGACAGAGAAGAUGAGAAGUCCUCAAGUCUCCUAUGAGGGAUCACCGCAUGCCUUAUAG
Messenger RNA from Cryptococcus wingfieldii CBS 7118, 3249 nucleotides. RefSeq lists its product as hypothetical. Gene Ontology annotation, cellular component: membrane. The transcript has 3 exons. Bases 1 to 3249 code for a protein of 1082 amino acids. Gene Ontology annotation, molecular function: calcium ion binding. Lineage: Eukaryota; Fungi; Basidiomycota; Tremellomycetes; Tremellales; Cryptococcaceae. The record is from RefSeq and is a predicted model, not a curated record.